This is a messenger RNA of Suillus fuscotomentosus, 1356 nucleotides long. RefSeq lists its product as uncharacterized. NCBI's taxonomy places the organism in Eukaryota, Fungi, Basidiomycota, Agaricomycetes, Boletales, Suillaceae. The coding region runs from base 335 to 1294 and encodes 319 amino acids. The record is from RefSeq and is a predicted model, not a curated record. The transcript has 3 exons.
AAUACUUCCAUGAGAAAUUUUUAUCCAGAGUAGCCAUGACGUUAACACAGCUGUGUAUCAUGUUGCCACCGUCAAAUCACUGGGCCACAGGCACUCAUGGAAACAAUCCAAGGUCAACCAACCUUGCGUACAUUAGUACGUCCGAGCUGUCAACAACUUCUUGCGAUCGUCACGCUGCUCGCCGUCUGUUUAUUAACAGUGCCAGCCCGAAACCUAGCCUUCGACGUGACACAGUCCCCCCCUUUUGUCCCUAAUUCCUCGCAAAGUAGAAUUUGUGAAGCCUUUGUAGUGACCUUCUCGUUCUUAUUCUACAAUCCAAAUCGUCUAUGGUACCAUGCCUGUCCAACCAGGAGAACAUACUUCGUCUAGCACUGGCACUACUCGAUGUCCUGUCGAGCUUCGAUGCUGUAUAUCACAGGAUGGCAUGCGUCGCAAACCAGCUGCAACUGCCAAAUCACUUUCCCCCUCUCAACUCGACACCAUUUCGCAGAAGGCUAAAUCACAGACAAUUCGUGACGGUCCUCUGCCCACUACUGCAAGGCUGAGCCGAGUAUUUUCUUUCCCUCAAUUGGGUACGAAUACCAACAAGUCAACGAACAUUAUUCCAGCAAUCCCGACUCAAUCCGAUAGCAUUAUUGUCAGCAGUCGCAGUAAACGAUUGGUUCGACAUCCCUCGCGAAAUCCCUCGCGACAUUUAUCAUCAAUGUCAACUUUCGCACAGACAUCCUCCUCGCAGCAUGCUACCCCCUUCACUAGCACACUACCCCGACCACCUUCGAUGUGCGUUACGGACAUAGCAUCAAAGAGGCCCACAAACAGAACAUCCUGUUCACUCCCAAUCUCUGUUGAAGAUGAAACGGACGAGGAAAGUGAUGAUACAGUUGCACGUUAUCGGAAAAUAAGGCAACUGCAAAUGGCCAGGUUGGCUAAACUGACUCGUCACUUGGGCGAGGAUAUUCCGCCGGAAUUGGUUUUAUCUUCCACUAUUCCAACAAAUAUACUCGAAUCCAAGAGUCGGGUAGACAGCCUUUCAAUACAUUCAAGUAAAGACCACCGGAGAUGGCGGAGUUUAGACCCCACAGAAGACUCCCAAUCGGCACCAGCACUUCCGAGCUCGUGCACGCUAAGGAAGAGUAGGUCACUGCGUGAUACAGAUGGCAUUCUGCGACUGCAGACCCGCAGUGAGCAUGCCGUCAAUGUCGUAGACUGGAAGCUUCCGUAUGCUUUCCACCCUCCACAGACAGAGAUCUCCUUCAACAUUCUCAACCCACAGACUGUACCGCGGUUUCUAUAAACGGACAUGAUGAUGUUUAUCAUUCGUUGAUGUCGACUCCAAAUGCUCCCUAUGGUUCUCAG